AGCGGCCAGUUUGCGGCACGCCGACUCCCCGGAGUUUAAAGCAGGUAAAGUUGACUCGGCCUCUUUGCUCGCGGAGCUCUGUUCCUCCCCAAGCGGCCUCGCUGCCCCGCAGCCGGAGAGCGAAGCGCCGGUCCGACCAGCCUGAAAACAUCAGCAGCAACAUCUGGCCGCACUGCGACCCUCCAUGAGGAGCAGCACCGCAGGAUGGAGAACCUGUCCGAGGGAGAGAGAGCGGCUCCAAGCCGACUGAACCGCUGGGUGGAUCAGUCCUUCGCCGACUUGCCGGGGGAAAGCUUCGCUCCGCCCAGACAGAAAAAGGGCUGUCGGGCUUUGCCGUCCAAGGCUGAGUCCAAGAAGCCCAGGAAGAGGACAGGCGAGUCCCGCAGCUCGGACGCUCCCGCGUCCCAACUUCUGAAAGAGUCGGCCCCUGGGGAGCAAGAUGAGCCGUGGGUGGACAGAUACACGCCGCGUUCACAGGUCGAGCUCGCUGUCCACAAGAAGAAGAUCGAGGAAGUGGAGAACUGGUUGAGAGUGCACCUCAACGCACACAAGGGAGGCGUCCUGCUGCUGACGGGACCGUCGGGCUGCGGCAAGACCGCCACGGUCCGCGUUCUGUCUCUGGAGCUGGGCCUCCGGGUUCAGGAGUGGACCAACCCCUCCAACCUGGAGCCGUACGGCAGCGGCCAGCACGACUGGAGGACGAACGGCUCGUCUUGCAGCUCCCAGCUGGUCCAGUUCCAGGACUUCCUCCUGCGAGCCAACAAGUACAACUGCCUGCAGAUGGUGGGGGACGGAGAGGCCACAGAGAGGAAGCUCAUCCUGGUGGAGGAUUUCCCAAACCUGUUCUACAGACAGCCCGGCGGCCUGCACGACAUCCUGAGGCGCUUUGUGAAGACGGGCCGGUGUCCCCUGGUGUGCGUCGUGUCGGACAGUCUGAGCGGAGACAGCAGCUCGCGCUUCCUGUUUCCCCGAGAGAUCCAGGAGGAGCUGAACAUCAGCAACAUCAGUUUUAACCCCGUGGCUCCAACCACAAUGAUAAAGGUCCUGAGUCGAAUUUCAGCGGCAGAGGCAGGAAAGAGCUGCGGGCGGAUGUGCGUCACCGACCCGGCCGUGUUGGAGACGCUGUGUUCAGGAAGCUCUGGAGAUAUCCGCAGCGCCAUCAACAGCCUCCAGUUCUCCUCCCUCCCAGACACGUCGUUGGAAGCGGGGAUGUGGAGGCUAAAGAAGGACAGACAUGGGACUUCGCUGAGCAAAGCCGUUUCCAGAACGAACCAGAGGAGGAAGAAGUCCAAACUGACAAAGGAGCACAAGGAGGAGCAGCCCAUUGGAGGGAAAGAUGCUUCCCUGUUUCUGUUCAGGGCACUGGGGAAGAUCCUGCACUGCAAACGAGGGAAACCCGAGGAUGCCGAAGCAGCUGAAUGUGUCCCUGGAGCCGGUCUACCGGCUCACCUGGCUCAUCAUCACAGAGAAGCAUUGCUUGUGGAACCCGAGUCGGUGGUUGAGCGUUCGCACAUGUCGGGAGAGUUCUUCAACCUGUACCUCCAUCAGAACUACCUGGACUUCUUCUCCGAGGUGGAGGACGUGGAUCGCGCCAGCGAGUAUCUGUCCGACGCCGACCUCCUCACUUCUGAUUGGGCGAGUCGCAGCACCAUGGGGCAGUACGGCUCUUCGGUGGCCACCAGGGGCCUCCUCCACUCCAACUCCCAGCAGGUCUCUGUGGGCUUCAGGCCGCUGCACAAACCCAACUGGCUGCUGGUCAACAAGAAGCACCGUGAGAACUGCCUGGCGGCCCAGUCGCUGUUCAGGAGCUUCUGUCUGACGCCCGUCAGCCUGCAGACGGAGCUGCUGCCGUACCUCGCCAAACUCACCAACCCCAUGAGGAACCAAGCUCAGAUAGCCUUCAUCCAGGACGUGGGCCAGAUGUCGCUGAGGAGGUUCCCCGGCAGAUUAAAGCUGGAGGCUCUGACGGACAAAGAGCCGGCGCUGCUGGACAAGGACAGCGAGGACGAAGAGGACAGUAAGUGUGGGGUGGAGGAGGGUCUGUCGGCCAGUCAGCCCCAACCGACCACAACCCAGGUCCUCUUGGAGGAGGAGGAAGUGAUGAUAGAGGACUACAACAGUGACUGACGCCAUCAACUCGGCCAUAUCUCACUCUGUCCCACAUCGUCAACUUUAGUUCUGUGGUUUGGACUUCCGGCUCGGGACGGAGCGCCGCGUGAGAGAGAAUUUGAACCUGGAUUAAAUGUGAUCCCCGGCUCGAUACGGGCUCCUGAUCAUAUGGAGGCACGGGCAUCCAUGGAAAUAAUAAGAAAUACUCCAACCCAGAAACGAUCAUUUGUACAUCGAUACAAACUACCUGUUACGGCGGAAGAGAACUUGUUUUUUUCCUCAAAUGUCUCCACGCCAGUUAAACAAUCAAAACCUGAAGGAACUCCUUGACUAACUUCUCCCUCAAUAAGCCCUUAAUGUUUAACACUAGAAAACUGUUGUUUUAAUAUGAUUCGGCACUUGUUAAAUGCAGCCCCCCCCCAUCCAUUUGUUCCGAUUGAGCGAGAUGUUUCUUUCCAUUUUUUUUAAAAUUCUCAUUUCAUUGUGGACUUGGGAGACAAACAACGUUUUCUUGCAGAAUUCAAGGUGACACCGGGUGAGGGAUUGAGAUGCAAAGGAUCUUCGUGGAGCUCGAGUGUUGCUUCUGAAGCUCCGAUAGAAUGUUGUCAGUAUUUAUUUGUUGUGACUUGUUUUCUCUGUACCUCACAGAUUUAUGUUUUUGGCAGAGUGACUUAUGUUUGUCAUCCAGUGUGCCAGUUAUUUUUCUAUCUUCCAUGGAUGGACAAAGAUUCCCAACAUAUGCUCAUUGAGAUAUACGUUUUUUUUUUAAUCUGAAUAAGCAAGUGAAUAAAACCCAAUUUGUGAAAAGUG
This is a messenger RNA of Gasterosteus aculeatus aculeatus (three-spined stickleback), 2919 nucleotides long. It is a transcript of the gene rad17, whose product is annotated as RAD17 checkpoint clamp loader component. The record is from RefSeq and is a predicted model, not a curated record. NCBI's taxonomy places the organism in Eukaryota, Metazoa, Chordata, Actinopteri, Perciformes, Gasterosteidae. Gene Ontology annotation, molecular function: ATP hydrolysis activity; DNA clamp loader activity; chromatin binding. Gene Ontology annotation, biological process: mitotic DNA replication checkpoint signaling; DNA damage checkpoint signaling; DNA repair. Gene Ontology annotation, cellular component: Rad17 RFC-like complex; nucleus.